AAAAGUGCGGCAGCCCAACGCUCCUCCAAGAUCGAAAUUUGUGGCCCGACGGAGAGCGACAAAGAAGUAAAAAAACAUAAGAAGAAGAAAAGCGAACGCUUGCAGCGGCGGUGGCGAGGGCGAAGGAGUGGAGGAGAUCAUCCCUUUACCCAAUCUCCAUGCCCUAACCCUCCACGAGAAUUCUCAUUCCCUAGAGAGAGCGGAGAGGGGAGGGGGGCGAGGGGUGGAGAGGGGAGAGAGAGAGAAAGAGAGAGAGAGAAGGGGGGGGGGGGGAUAGGAUGAAGGAGGUGGUGGUGCACAUCUACGACGUGACGAACAGCGGCUCGGAGAAGACCAACAACACCAUCGUCCAGAUCAAUCGAAUCUUCAAGGACGGCAUUGGCCUCGGUGGUAUCUUCCACAGCGCCGUCCAGGUUUAUGGAGAUGAGGAAUGGUCAUUUGGGUUUUGUGAAUACGGCAGUGGAGUUUUUAGCUGUCCACCACGUAGAAAUCCUAUGUAUACCUACCGUGAAUCGAUUGUCCUUGGAAUGACAAACAGUUCUAUUUUCACGGUAAAUCAGAUAUUGAGGGAGCUUAGCAGAGCAUGGCCUGGAAGAUCAUAUGACCUGCUAUCAAGAAACUGCAACCACUUUUGUGAUGCUUUCUGUGAAUUGCUAGGUGUACCAAAACUUCCAGGUUGGGUCAACCGGUUCGCCAAUGCUGGUGAUGCUGCAAUGGAAGUUGCAGGAAAUACAGCAAUAAAGCUGAGACAAGUGAAAACAGAAAUUGUGAAUGCUAGCAAAUUGGCAUGCAGAUUCAUUUCUGGUGUUGCCUCAAAUACACCAGCCACACCUGAGACCCCAAGCAAUUCAAGCAAUGCAAAUCCCCAUGUCCAGAGCACAUGGUUCACUAAUCUGAUGAACAAUAUUGGUGCCAAACCAUCUAGUAGUACUUUAGAGUACCCUGAGGACUCCUCGUCCUCUGAAUAUGAAGAGUCAGAAGAGUCAGAAGAUGAACAUCCACACCAGCGGGAAGAUGAACAAAUACAACUCAGCCUGAAGCAUGCCAUGUGAGAAGAGGGUUUCACUGUGAUGUGUAUCAGCUAUGAAAAUUCUUUAGAAGCAAGACAUAUCUCUUGUUUAUCAAGAUGAAAACCGUUUUGCCUUUAAAUUCAUUUACAUGACAACUGCAAGCAAAAAUACAGUUGUUCCAACAAACUACCUUAACAAAGCAAGUUACAUUCAGAUACAUCAUUUCUGAUGAGAAUGUGACAGCUGUGGCAAGGCCUUCAGAAGCAUGGAGGUGAUGGAGUGCACUGCUGUGGCAGCUAUUCUGGAUUUGAUCUGCCCCCGCUUUGGUAUUGGCCUUUUACUCACUGUCCUCCCAUUGCUGAAUGCAGUGGCAAGAACAGCAGCAACCUUGGUGCUCAUUGUGCUAAAUGGAGGUAAGCUGCAUCGAGUCUUGCUGUCUUUGGUGGUUUCUUCUACUUGUCUUUGCUGUUGUCUUUGUUAUUGGUCUAUAUAUAGAGGUCUUGGAAGCAGGGAUGCAAGUUGUAGAAACAGGGGCUUGUUUGUAUGAGAAAGGAGUGCUCUGGUAGGUGUUUUCUGGUGGGGAGGCAUGCCAGCAAAUUUUGUCAGGUUGUCAAGGAUAGAUUCCAUUUUGCUCUGAUUAGGAUGAAUAAAAGAGUGAACCACCCUGAUGAUUCUACAUCCCUCAUAAACAAUCAAAGGACAUGGAUGGGUUUAAAAUUCAGCUGUGUCUGGUAGGUACAAUAGGUGUAAUAAAUGAACAUGUUUUGCUUCUGAAUUUUCAUAGAUUUCACAGU
Messenger RNA from Elaeis guineensis (African oil palm), 1804 nucleotides. The record is from RefSeq and is a predicted model, not a curated record. NCBI's taxonomy places the organism in Eukaryota, Viridiplantae, Streptophyta, Magnoliopsida, Arecales, Arecaceae.